UUUUUGUUGCCCUGUUCAGGACUUGAAGAGUAAUGCAACAGAAGGCUUUUGAGGAAAGCAGAUACCCCUGGCAGGAGUCCUUCGAGAAUGUUGCUGUGUGCCUGCCAUUCCGCUGCCCGAGGUGUGGAGACCAUACCAGAUUUAGAAGUCUGUCCUCGUUGAGGGCCCAUCUGGAAUUCAGUCACAGCUACCAGGAAAGAACCCUCUUGACCAAAUGCAGCCUCUUUCCGUCCUUCAAAGACACAGACCUAGUUACUUCCUCAGAACCCCUGAAGCAGGGAAAACUGCAGGGCACCGGCCACGUGGUGAAGCAGAAACCCAGCUAUGUGAACUUGUACAGCAUCUCGCACGAACACUCCAAGGACAGGAAGCCAUUCGAGGUGGUGGCCGAGCGGCCCGUGUCCUACGUGCAGACCUACACGGCACUGGACCUGCGUGCAGACUCGCUGGAGGGGCCGCGCUCCAGUCCCGGACUGCCCACCCCGGACACCAAAGCCGCUUUCGAGGCUCAUGUCCGAGAAAAAUUCAACCGGAUGGUCGAGGCCGUGGACAGGACCAUCGAGAAGAGAAUCGAUAAGCUCACCAAAGAGUUGGCCCAGAAAACUGCCGAACUGUUGGAAGUUCGGGCGGCCUUUGUGCAGCUGACGCAGAAAAAGCAGGAGGUGCAGAGGAGAGAGCGGGUCCUGAACCGCCAGGUAGAUGUGGCGGUGGAGAUGAUCGCUGCACUGAGGCAGCGCCUGACCGAGUCCGAGGAGGAGCUGCUGCGGAAGGAAGAAGAAGUCGUUACAUUCAACCAUUUCUUGGAAGCAGCAGCUGAGAAGGAGGUUCAAGGGAAAGCUCGGCUCCAGGACUUUAUUGAGAAUCUGUUGCAGCGGGUCGAGCUGGCGGAAAAGCAGUUAGAGUACUAUCAAACCCAGCAGGCCGCUGGCCUCUGCCGAGACAUCAGCGAGCACGUGCUUACAGAUAUCUCCUCAAAUAGGAAACCCAAAUGCCUAAGUAGAGGGCACCCACAUCCUGCAUGUAACCACGCUGAUCUCAAGACCCACUUCCAUCCAAAAGGAAGGAGCUACCUGAGAAAAGCCAAGGAUGAUAGAACCAGCAUGCAGCCUGCUAAAUCCAUUCACGAACAGGCUGAGUCCCCAAGAGAACUCUGCAGACCGGCAAAGAAAGGGGAGCCUCUGGGGUUUUGCCGGAAAGGCAACAUCAGGCCCAAAAUGGCUAAAAAAAAGCCAACAGCGAUUGUGAACAUCAUCUAGAAGAGUCAUUGGCGGGCUUUGCAGAAUGUUGCUCUGAGGGCCAACGCUGAGUGUUCUGUACCCUGAGACCAAGCUGCAGCCUCUGUCUUCAAAGCCAAUAGUGGUGCCUGGGGCUGGGACGGAAAACCCCAUCAAAACCUUCCAACCACGAAACUCUUUGAUCAACACCCAUCACCAGUUCCAGGUCUGAAGGGCUGGAACAGCAGCGGAUGGCACGUCUAGUGCCCCGUGAGCCAGGGCCUGGCAAUGCUGCAGACGUGACUCAGCCCUUCCCUGCUUCCCUGGGAGUAGCAGCAGCCACUGUGGGCUGUGGACAUGACUGUUCCCUUGCUGGCCUCACUUUUCCACCUCCCGCUGCUUCUGUGCCCUUUGAUGACUAAAUAUACGUCCUUACCUUUCGACCAGGUGUUUGAAGCUUUCACUGGACACUGCUUUCUAAAGUAGUUUCUGAAACGGUGCAUGUGGGGUCCACAGUCUAAGACUGUUCUCCUGUCCUUCCCUAAAAUAGCCUUUGUUUCCACAAAGAACCAUCUGUUAAGGGCCUCCUGCUUAUGGUUCUCUUCAAGAAUGAAUUUCCAUGUUAAACUUUUUUUUUUUUUUUUAAAUGUUAACAAUAUCAUCAGGUCUUCUGCAGAGUUUACAAGUACUGACACCCUUCUGGAAAAAAGAGUAGUUAUGUCCACAAAUGUAUACAUAUACAUAUACAUAUAUAUAUAUAUAUAUAACACAAAAUAUAUAUGUCAGGUAUAUUAAUAAUUUAUUUUUAAAUACUCAUGCAAAAGGUGUGUGUUUGUGGUGGGUGGUUUUUAAACUAUAUACAUUAGUUCAUGUAAGCUGAAUUCUCUUACUUUGAAAAUUAAAAUUGUAACCUAAUUAACAUUAGUAGAAUGAUUGUUAUUGUAAUAAACACCAGAUUAGCAAUGCAUUAAAAAUAGGUAUAAUGCAGUUACUUAAAAUGCCAGUAAGUCAAAAAGUGUAACUUAUCAUUAUACAAACAUUUUGAACCUAUCAUAGUGAAAAUGUUGGUUUUUGAACCUUCACUUUGACAUCUGGCUCACGGGGGUGAGCCAUCCGUCUGGUGUAUAGGCAACUAUCAAGUGGGAAAAAAACAGUGCUGUGAAGUGAAUAUCACUGUUUAGGCUAACAUUGUAAAAAUUGUAGUGUUACAAUUAUUGUUUAUCUGGAGAGUUACUCUCCUCCAAAGUUAUAUAUUACUGAUGUUUAUACCAUGAUUGCACUCUAGCCUUUUACAUACUAAAAAGUGGACUCGUUAGUUGUGUGGCAUGCCCUUUGUCCUGUAACACGUGUGUGCAAAGACAACAGCUUGUUUUUAAAGGUGGUAGAGCCAGAUUUUUUUCAUUUUAUUUAACAUAACCUACAUUUCCAGUUUUAAUUUAAUAUGCCUUGAGGGCAUGACAGCUCUCUUUGACAGUGGUACUCUGUGAUCUUCAGAAAGCACCAUAAUGUCAUAGCUACUCGAUGUACAUUACACAAGACAAAUGACUUUUAAGAUUAUAUUAAAAAAUUCUUUUUAAUUCCAACUAAAUUCUGACCUUUAUACAAGGUACUGCAUUAUAUAUGUUGUGCAUCUUUAGAGACAUAAAUUUGCUGUUGAACAUGGGAGCUGGCUCACUUUAGGGGAUAUUUCAUUUACAUGUCAUGGCCUGGGCCAUGUACCAUGUCCCACUUGGGUCUUAUUUUUAAAUAUAUAUAUAAUUUUUGUCCACAUGGCCAGUCAACCUGCGAGUUGAUUUUUGGAGAAAUUACCAAAGUUCCUGGGAAAACAUGUUCAAGGCUAAACUGAAGAAUGGAUCUAAUUUUAUUAUCCGUUUUGUAAGGAAGAAAUUUUUCUUUGAACUCGUCUUUCAUUCUUUUAUUCCUAAACUAGGUUAUAGAUUUUCAACUGCAAAGUUCAGGUUGCUAAGACACUGUUUUCUAGCAUUCUGCAGGGUAGAUCAGUUUUAUGGAAUCUGGAAUGUUCUUUUCCCAGAAUUAAAAAGAAAAAGUUUUUAGAUUAUUAAAUAAAUAUUAUAAUAAUAAAGCUAUAUUUAUGACUAA
Molecule: messenger RNA, 3314 nt
Organism: Neogale vison (American mink)
Lineage: Eukaryota; Metazoa; Chordata; Mammalia; Carnivora; Mustelidae
Gene: ZNF365
Product: zinc finger protein 365
Exons: 5
Coding region: 33-1256 (407 amino acids)
Biological process (GO): regulation of double-strand break repair via homologous recombination; regulation of neuron projection development; telomere maintenance
Cellular component (GO): centriolar satellite
Source: RefSeq, a predicted model, not a curated record